This is a messenger RNA of Taeniopygia guttata (zebra finch), 2404 nucleotides long. RefSeq names its product histidine rich glycoprotein (gene HRG). Gene Ontology annotation, molecular function: serine-type endopeptidase inhibitor activity; heparin binding; cysteine-type endopeptidase inhibitor activity. Gene Ontology annotation, biological process: negative regulation of fibrinolysis; regulation of platelet activation; negative regulation of endopeptidase activity. Gene Ontology annotation, cellular component: extracellular region; blood microparticle. The record is from RefSeq and is a predicted model, not a curated record. NCBI's taxonomy places the organism in Eukaryota, Metazoa, Chordata, Aves, Passeriformes, Estrildidae.
GUGGGCUGCUCUGAUUUAAAAGCAGGCUGACUUUAUCAGGGCAUGGGCACAAGUGACCAAACACUGCAAACAAAAUGCUGCUUCUAGCUUCAGCUUUUUUUCUAACACUACUGCAGUGCUUUAACGCCCAAAAUGAAAUAAGCUUUACACCUGCAGACUGUAACACCAUUGAAACAGAUGCAGGAGUGGCCCUGGAUUUGGUCAACAGGCAUCGCAGAGAUGGUUAUGUUUUUGGUUUAUUCCGUGUUGCUGAUGCACAUGAACUACAUUUAGGAAAUUCAACAGUCCUCUACUUAACUUUGGAUGUGCUGGAAACUGAAUGCUCUGUCUUAUCCAGAAGACACUGGGAGUCCUGUGAAUACAGCAACACCUAUCCAAUGGACUUUGGGCAAUGUAAGAUUAUCACAUAUACAAACCAUCUGCUGAAGAAACCUCAACUAUAUGGAUUUAAUUGUACAUUAAGUCCAGUUCCACUUGACUUAGUUGAGUGCAAAGAUUGUCCUGUGAAACUUGAAUCCUUAGAAGUCACUGAGCAACAUAAAGAUAUUGCUGCAAAGGCCCUGAAGAAAUUCAACAGUGAAGGUAACCACACAAACAACUUCGCUGUGGAUAAAGUUGAAAGAAUUUUAAAGAUGACUGCCUCCCGUGAAGGUCACAUUGUAGGAUUCUCUAUAAAAGAGACCAACUGUUCAAAAUCUAUGCAGGAAACAGAUCAGGCAUUGGAAUGUGAUUUCCUGCAUGACUGGCACGCUCACACCGGAUUCUGCAAGGCAAGAAUUAUCAGUGAUGCAGAUGAAGCUGAUGGAACAGAUAUAAGCUGUGAAAUCUACCAUCCCUGGCACCAUGGCUGUGGGCGAAGAUGGAAACAUUCAGCUCUGGGACAUCCACACAGACAUCCCCACUGUCAUCAUCAUUUUGGUCACAGACAUCACCAUAAGCAUCACCAUAGACAUGAAUGCCACCCCUCUUCUCAGUCCAGACCUGAAGACCCUGAGCAUAACCCCAAAUCCAGCAAGGAAGUUCAAGACAAAGGACCUUCUUCUCCCCCUCCUCCCCAUUAUGAACCAGAUCAGGACCAUCCUACUGCACCUCCUCAUGGACCAGAUCAUGACCAUCCUCCUCACCACCAUGGACCACCCUGUCCCCUGCCUCAUGGACCAGGUCACCAGCACCCUCCUCACCAUCAUGGACCACCCUGCCCUCCUCCUCAUGGACCGGAUCACGACCAUCCUCCUCACCACCAUGGACCACCCUGCCCUCCUCCUCAUGGACCGGAUCAUGACCAUCCUCCUCACCAUCAUGGACCACCCUGUCCUCCUCCUCAUGGACCAGAUCACGACCAUCCUCCUCACCAUCAUGGACCACCCUGCCCUCCACCUCAUGGACCGGAUCACGACCCUCCUCCUCACCAUCAUGGACCACCCUGCCCUCCUCCUCAUGGACCAGGUCACCACCACCCUCCUCACCACCAUGGACCACCCUGUCCUCGUCCUCAUGGACCAGGUCACCACCACCCUCAUCACCACCAUGGACCACCCUGUCCCCCUCCUCAUGGACCAGAUCAUGACUGUCCUCCUCACCAUCAUGGAUGGCACUGUCCCCCUCCUCCUGGACCCCCUCCUCAUCACUGUCAUCACUAUUACAGACAUCAUCACAACAAGACAAGCAUAUCAGGAAAGUAUUUUCCAUGCCAUGUAACAGGAGCUGUCUAUCGCAUCCCAGUUCCAAAUCAGCAACAUUCUCUCACACCUCCCACUGCAAACUUUCCUGAACUAUCCCAAUGCAGCCUUCACUUUUCCAGCACUGGCUCAAAACUAAAGGAGAUGGCAGAAGCUCCAGGCUUUCCAGAUCUCCCUACACAAUCAAAAUCAUGCCCCGGAAAACCCAAACUUGACCUUCCAAACAUUUUGCCUUUAUUUCCUUAUAGUCUUGUAACAGAAAAUUCUCCUAUAUGACCUCAGAGAAAGAUGUUCCUGGCUCAAUAAUUUCAUGGGCAACCACAGUCCUACAGUCAAUGAAAACAGCACAUGGAGAGGUGGAAAAGGCAUUCUGUUUCUAGGAAGGAGAAUCACUGAAAAUAAUCAUUACAUAUUUCAACCUGCUUCUUCAUCACAGCUAUCUCAAGCUCCACUGUAACUGAAAGACUCAAAAUUCUGAGUCCCUUAGAUAAUGUGAAUGGGUAAAAAUCUCCCCAGAAAAUGAUGGUACUUCAGUUCUAACAAAAAGGAAAAUUCUCUAAUAGUGCAAAUUACCAUCUAAAAUCUUUCUUUUUUCAUCAUUCAUAACUAUAAUGCACUUCCACAAGGAAUCUGACCUAGAGGAAAUUGGACUGUUUGCCAUAAAACUUAUAUUCAUGCUUUAUACAGAUUAAUAGAAAAUAAAAAUGCAAGCAUUUUUUUCUUGA